Anopheles darlingi is the source of this 1541-nucleotide messenger RNA. RefSeq names its product queuine tRNA-ribosyltransferase accessory subunit 2. Gene Ontology annotation, molecular function: tRNA-guanosine(34) queuine transglycosylase activity. The transcript is spliced from 3 exons. The coding region runs from base 137 to 1468 and encodes 443 amino acids. The record is from RefSeq and is a predicted model, not a curated record. Lineage: Eukaryota; Metazoa; Arthropoda; Insecta; Diptera; Culicidae.
AAGUAGGUCACGAGUUUGCCUUGUGGAUCUAGCAUCACAGAGCAGGACUCUCAGCGCCGUCAAGGGUUAACGACGGUUGUCACAGCACGAGAAAAACCCGCAUUCCCCCCUUCCCCAGAAACCGGCGUUUAAAAGGAUGAAAUUCACGCUAAACACCGUAACGAAAUGUUCCGGCCGCCUUGGCCUCUGGAAUGGCUUGGAGCGUCUACCGAACGUGGCACUACAGACACCAGGAUUAAUAUUCCACACGAAGGGUGGCAGUGUUCCGCAUGUGAGCAAAGAAGUCCUGCAGCAGCUUUCCAGUGCACCCCAGUUCCUGCAGAUGAGCAUUUCCAACACGAUACACAUGCAGGAAGCGGUACAGGGGUGCCAGAAGACGCUCGGUCAAUUCGUGGUCCAGAACGAUGCGGUCAGCAUGCUGGUGCUACGCGAUCCCUCCGAAGUGCCCGUUUCCGGUGUACCGGAGCGUGAUGCCGUACCGAUCUAUACACGCUGUGGGCGGCGCACCGUGAAGGUGGACGCGUACAUGCGUCUCGUCGAAACGUUUCAGCCCGAUCUAUACGUCCCACUGUACGAUGGGGACACGGAGCUCGGCUGCUCGAAGAAACGGGAACAAAAAUCGGUGGAACGUACAGAAACGCUCGUUCAAGAGUGUCUCGAGUGGCACCGUAAAUCGGAGAAGCUUAGCGGCCACCACACCAGUCUGAUUGCUCCCGUCGUUGGCGGGUACAGUGAGAAGUUGCGCGAGAAGGCGAUCGAGUGGCUGCGACAGACGGAGCACGAUUUCGCUGGUUAUCUGAUCGAAGGAUUGCACACGUACGAUCCGAGCCUCGUUUCGAGAAUAACCAGCGAGACCAUCCUGCCGAUCGUAACGCCCGUCUGUAAGGCACUGCCAGAGGAACGGGUACGGCUCUGCUUCGGUGCGUACGAUCCGACCGUGGUGCUCGAACUCGUGUCUGCCGGGGUGGACGUGUUCGAUACAAGCUACGUGUAUCUGAAGGCAGCUCAGCAGCACCGGGCGCUCAUCUUUUCGUUCAAUGUGUCCGCGCCGGAAGCGGAAGAGCAGCAGGAAUCCAGCCAACACACCACGGAACUGGACACUACGGAUACGCGAUGGGCCGAAGAUUUUAGUCCUCUGCUGGCCGGAUGCAGCUGCUACACGUGCCAGAAACAUUCCAAAGCGUACGUUCACCAUCUAUACAACACGCGCGAGAUGCUCGGACCGAUUCUACUUAUGAUCCACAACCUACAUCACUAUAUGGAGUUCUUCAAAACCAUUCGACAUCACGUAGCCCAGGACACGCUGCCGCAAUUGAGGGAACAUCUAUCGCUUCAACGCACCCUUCCGCCGUAUGUGGAGAAGGAAGAUAAAAAGCAGGCGAUACCGAUGGGGAGAAAGGAAGCAACACCACCUGAGGAGCCUGCCGUGGAUCUAGAAGAGAAGCUGGCGAAAAAGCAACGAUCUUAGUGACGAUUACUGGUACUGGGACCGCGCAAGAUAACAACGACAUGCGUGUCCAAUAUACUGUAAUACAUAUUCA